AUGUCUGCCCUUCGUCUUCCCUCACUGACUUCGCGAAACUUCAAGAAACGAGAACGAAAAGCUGGAGGUGCCAUAGAGAGUGUGGCCAAGCGGUCGUGUGCCGCGUUUACGGAGAUGGAAAGGGACCUCUCGGCGAAUGACGGUCAAGGGGAAAGGCCGGUGGCAGUGGGCGUGUCCUACGACAUGGGAUGGAGAAAGCGUGGCAAGAGCUAUGAUUUCUCAUCCGGAGUGGGAACUGCAGUGGGACUAAUGACGGGAAAAGUGAUCAGCUAUGCCACGCGGAAUACCUUAUGCAGAGUGUGUCAAGAGGCUGUUGCUAACAACAGGGAGCCCACCGUGCACGACUGUCGUCGUAAUCACGAAGGCCCAUCCAAAAGUAUGGAGGCCAACGUUGCAGUGCAGCUAUUUGGUGAUGCAGUCGAAGGUGGCGUACGUUACUCGACGUAUGUUGGUGAUGACGAUAGCACAACAGAGAAUCGGUUGCAGUCAUUGGUAGCCUAUGACAAAGAAAAAUGGAGCGACAUCAAUCACGCAAGCCGCACGUUGGGUUCCAGACUAUAUGCUAUCAAGUCCAAAGUGAAGGGUCUCAGCCCAGCAGUUAUUGGAUAUAUCCAAAGAUGCUUCACGUAUUGCAUAAGACAGAACAAGGGAAAGGCGUCAUCCUUGUUGGAGGGGCUGAAGUCGAUAGUGCUACAUGCGUUCGGAGAACACACUCUUUGCAAAGAAUGGUGUACAUACAAGCAUGACCCAGACAACGACAGUCACGGCGACCUUUCUGAUGGAAGAGAUCUUCAGGUAAAUUCACAAUUUGCCAAUCUCGGAUGAAACGCUGCUACCUGUUACCAGGAGCGGGGGUGUUCGCGUUGGUUUUCGCACAUUCUACAUUUUUUAAGACAACACCACUAUAGCCCAAAAAAGAUACGUUACCGGUAUAUAGCGUGGGAUGGCCUACAAAGGUUCCACUGAACAUCUAUCACGAAAUAUAUAGCGAGUAUGGGAGCCAAUCAGAUUUCAAUAAUGCUUGUCGAAAGGCGUGCCUUGCGGUCGAGAUGCUUUAACUCACAAAAUGUGAAAAUUGCACUAGAAUAAAUCUUUGAAUAAUUAGCAGAGAAACUAUACUUAGCAAACUUCGUGCAAUAUUGUUAGAUAAAGGCAAUUCACCAAAAUAUGUCCGUAUGAUACGAAAAUCAAAACCUCGGCCGCAAAGCAUCUUGGUCGACAGGCAUUCUUGCUUUUUUGAAAGUGUUUUGGUAUCGCUUAGAUAAUCCAAAAUUGUGUCAUUCUAGGGAGACGAUCUGCGUGCUAGUAUCGAGGAUGCUACGAAACCCAUUCUCACUGAAGAGGCAGCCAAAAAGCUUGCGCCAUGUGGGUCCAGCCAGCAAAACGAAUGCGUCAACAGUUUGAUUGGUACGAAAGCACCAAAAAUUCGUCACUACGGUGGAUCUGAGAGUAGUGAUUUCCGCACGGCGGCAGCAAUUUCGCAAUUCAAUGAAGGGUAUGGAUAUGUUAAUCAGGCAGCGCAACUAAUGGGUGUAGCAGGCAUGCUGUGACUGAAAAGCACACCAAGGUGAUGGACAAGAAGAAAGAUAGAAACAGUCUAAGGCAGUCAACCAAGGCGUUUAAGCGAGCUAGGAGAAGUGCGAAGAAAAAGAAAACCCAAAAGACCCGAUCAUUGGAACAUAACGAGGGCGUGACCUAUGAGAGCGGUGUAGGACUAACACAAAGNGAGAAACUAUACUUCGCAAACUUCGCGCAAUAUUGUUAGAUAAAGGCAAUUCACCAAAAUAUGUCCGUAUGAUACGAAAAUCAAAACCUCGGCCGCAAAGCAUCUUGGUCGACAGGCAUUAUUGCUUUUUUCAAAGUGUUUUGGUGUCGCUUGGAUAAUGGAAAAUUGUGUCAUUUAGGGAGGGAUUAGGGAGACGAUCUGCGAGCUAGUAUCGAGGAUGCUAUGAAACCUUUUCUCACUGAAGAGGCAGCCAAAAAGCUUGCUCCAUGUGGGUCCAGCCAGCGAAACGAAUGCGUCAACAGUUUGAUUGGUACGAAAGCACCGAAAAUUCGUCACUACGGUGGAUCUGAGAGUAGCGACUUCCGCACGGCGGCAGCAAUUUCGCAAUUCAAUGAAGGGUAUGGAUAUGUUAACCAGGCAGCGCAACUAAUGGGUGUAGCAGGCAAUGCUGUGACUGAAAAGCACACCAAGGUGAUGGACAAGAAGAAAGAUAGAAACAGUCUAAGGCAGUCAACCAAGGCGUUUAAGCGAGCUAGGAGAAGUGCGAAGAAAAAGAAAACCCAAAAGACCCGAUCAUUGGAACAUAACGAGGGCGUGACCUAUGAGAGCGGUGUAGGACUAACACAAAGUGAGGCUGACAGAUUGACAAUCACGAAUGGUACUUUGAGUGAUCUACGAUCGACUAUUACGGACAAGGAAUUCGAUGACUAUGGGAGCAUAGCGAGCCUGCAAGAGAGUGCAGAAAAUAAGGUACUUAUAGCGGCUACACCCUUUCUUGAAUUUAUCCAUAGGUAUCACCAGGACUUUUCAAAGGGGUAAUAAAUUGUGAUGUGUGAUGUGUCUUAUAGACUUCCGAUGCUCAAAAACUGGAAAAUAAAGCGCAGGCACUUUAAAUACACAUGGUUAUACUCCUUUGGGAAAGGGAUAUGGGUGCGCGCCCGAAACCCCGUCGUUGACGCCCGAUCUUGAAUCUAAUUCUUUCACUGUUAUAUGUUUUCAGGAGAAGACGGGGACACCGAAUGGGCCUUUUUUACCAGCUAUAUGUGAUACAGAAACAACGGGGCUUGGUAUGGAGUGCGAGAUAAUUCAACUGUCGUGCUUGGUUCAGGGGAAGACGCCGUUUAACCAGUACCUGCUUCCAGACAAGAAAAUGAUAUCGGAAAGUGCGACCAAGAUUCACGGAGUGUCUGUAAGCUUUCAAAAUGGGGCGAAGCAAUUGCACAGAAAUGGUAACCAGUUGCCAGCUGUGUCACAAGCUCAGGGACUGGGGGAUUUUCUUAGCUUCAUAAAAGAGGUUGGAUGUGAGACGCGGGUUGUUCUCGUUGCCCACAACGGUAAUCGGUUCGACUUCCCCAUUUUGCUACGUUCGAUGAAAGAACAGGGUCUACUUGAGCAGUUUCUAGAGUGCAGGCAGAUGCUUUUGGAUUCACUAGAAGUAAUCACAGAAGAAAAAACGGCUCGGGGAAGUCAUCUAAAGGAGUGCAAGGGGAAAUCUCUUGCUACAAUGUACGAGAAAUUGUUCAGCGAGCAAUUUAACGCCCAUGAUUCCCUAGAGGACGUGGUUUCACUCGGAAGGGUCCUACACAGUAACAAGUUGCAACAGACUCUGGAAGGGAUGGUAGCGUUGGCUAGGCAAGCAAAUACUUUUUGUGAAGACAUGGCUAUGAAAACUGUUGCCAAAGGAAGAAAGUCUACCCUACACAGGCUGGGCAUUUCCGAUGUCAUGAAGGACAAAAUAAGCAAGGCCGGCCUAGACAUGAACACCCUCAGCCGUUUGUAUAAUGCAGGAGGUUCAAGAACUUUGCUAACAAUUUUAGCAUUACCUCCAAGCAAAACGAGCGCGAAACCAAGAGUCACAGAAACGCUUACGGUGCUUACAAGUCUAGUUAAUUUUUUCGCUACCACAUAA
Messenger RNA from Porites evermanni, 3635 nucleotides. The record is from the annotation of a GenBank genome assembly. NCBI's taxonomy places the organism in Eukaryota, Metazoa, Cnidaria, Anthozoa, Scleractinia, Poritidae.